Molecule: messenger RNA, 1758 nt
Organism: Lodderomyces beijingensis
Lineage: Eukaryota; Fungi; Ascomycota; Pichiomycetes; Serinales; Debaryomycetaceae
Source: the annotation of a GenBank genome assembly
AUGGCCAGACGUACAAGAAACAUCCAGGAGCAGGAUGUAGAGCUAGAUGAGGUGGACCUGUUUCAUUCAAACAGAGACAAGAUACUUCUUAACGACGCGGGGGAGUAUGGACGUCGGCACAACGAGGAAGACGAGGGCUCCGAGGAAGAGGUCAUGGGAGUGGAAGAUGACGAAGAGGAUAGUCAGGAGGACCAUGGAGACUCCGACUUGGAAGAUGAAGCGUCAGAAAUAGAGGGGAAAGGAGAAGAGGGAGAAGGCGAGGACGAGGAGAAAGGAUGGGGUGGCAGACAGAACUAUUAUGGAGGCGAUGAUGCCAGUGACGACGAAGACGCCAAGCGGAUGACAGAGGAAGCGUUGAGACAGCAGAAAAGGCACCUCGAGGAGUUGGAAAUGGACGACUAUGUGGAUGAGGCUGUGAUGGAAGACUGGCAGAAGAAAGCCGCCGCUUUUGAUGGCCAAGGAGACACUGCAUCGCAAUUGGUGAUUGAUACGGGUGUCUCCAUGGACCAACUCGACGAUAACGAACGCUUGAUCAUGUUGCGCCAGUCUUUCCCAGAAUUCAUACCGCUAAUGAAAGAGUUGGAGUCUCUACAACCUAGAUUGGCGGAGUUGAGAGAUAUCGAACACCCGAACCGCUGCAUCCAGAUUAAAAUUGCUGCUCUAGCAGGUUACCUUGCCUCGAUAUCAUCCUACUUUGCCUUGUUUGUUGACGGAUUGCAGAGCCAAGAAGGGUUCAAGUCUAUGAAGGACCACCCAGUGAUGGAGACCAUAUUAAGUUCGCGCGAGGUUUGGCGACAAGCAAACGAGUUGCCAACGGAAGUGGCAAAAUCAAAGGCACUGGCGGAGACCGCGUUUGAAAAGACGGUGGAAGUGGGAUCGAGCGAUAUCGACGAGGAUAACUUUGUGGAUGCCAAGGAGUACCAUGAUGAUGGCGAGGAAGAAGAAGAAGAAGAGGAGGAGGAGGAGGAGGAGGAGAAAGAGGAAGAAGAGCAAGAAAACGAAGAAGAAGAAGAAGGAAACGAAUCGGAUGGCGCCAUUGAUGUUCACAAACAAAGAGUGAUAAGACAAGCAUUAAACACGGCGGAAGACGAUUUCGCGGAAGGCAACAUAGAGGACGUCGAUUUGGAAGAUAAAAAGCGCCGAAAGAAGAACUUGAGGUUCUACACGGCCAAGAUCGAUAAGGCUGCUGCUCAGAAAGACAAGGCCAUAUCAGGAGACAUGGACGUGCCGUAUAAGGAAAGGCUUUUCGAGCGACAACAGCGACUCGUUGAAGAAGCUCGAAAGAGGGGCCUUGAUAAACGUGACAUUCCCGAUGCCGAAGAUUACGGCGAUGGUGAUGGCGAUGGCGAUGGCGAUGGCGAUGGCGAUGGCGAUGGCGAUGGCGAUGGCGAUGGCGAUGGAAGCCAUUACGAGAGGAUCAAACAGAAGAAGCAAACCAAACAGGACAGCAGGAAAUCCGCUCACUUGGCAGCGGUCAAGGCAGCCAAGGAGGGCAAGCUAGCUGAAUUGCAAGAGGAAGCGGGCGAGGAUGGAAAGAGAGCCGUCAACUACCAAAUCUUGAAGAACAAAGGUCUCACGCCGCACCGCAAGAAGGAGUACAGAAACUCGAGAGUUAAAAAGAGAAAGCAAUAUGAGACUGCCAAAAAGAAACUCAAAUCUGUCAGGCAGGUUUACGAUAGUGAGAAGCAUAGAGGUCCAUACGAAGGAGAAAAGACGGGUAUAAAGAAAGGGUUGUCGAGAUCAGUAAAGCUAGUGUAA